AUGACCCCUGCUGCUCAUCACUACCAAAGAGAAGAAAUUUCUGGUGAAAUGACAAGAGAACUCGAAGACCCCGUGUCAGUGUCUGUGAAAGGUGAGGAUGAGACGAGAGACUCCCAUGAACAUCUCCUUUUAUCUGAAGAAGUAGAAGAUAACAAUGUCACACAAGCUAAUUCAAUAAAUGCUAAUGUACCCUUAGACCUUCACAGUGGAGAUCUAUCCACCAGUACCGUUAGUCACAAGUAUCUUUUGUCCAAUCAAUCACUGAGUCAAUCACAGAAUCAGUCUAAACAAUCUGUGCAUGAAAUAAUUGACAAAGAUAAAAGACCACUUUCAGGUUCAGAAUGUGAAAAGUAUUUUAGUCAGAAAUCAAAACUUAUGGAGCGUCAAAGAAUUCACACACGGGAGAAGCCAUUUUUAUGUUCAGAAUGCGGGAAAUGUUUUGGUCUGAAAUCAAGCCUUGUGAAACAUCGAAGAAUUCACACAGGGGAGAAGCCAUUUUCAUGUUCGGAAUGUGGGAAACACUUUAGUCGGAAAUGUGGUCUUGUUGAACAUCAAAUGAUAUUUCACACAGGGGAGAAGCCAUUUUCAUGUCCGGAAUGUGGGAAAUGUUUUGGAAAGAAAUCACAUGUUGUGGAACAUCUAAGAACUCACACAGGAGAGAAGCCAUUUCCAUGUUUAGAAUGUGGGAAAUGUUUUAGCAAAAAAUCAAAUCUUGUGGAACAUUUAAGAACUCACACAGGGGAGAAGCCAUUUUUAUGUUCAGAAUGUGGGAAAUGUUUUAGUCUGAAAUCGUGUCUUGUUACUCAUCAGAGAACUCAUACAAGGGAGAAACCAUUUUCAUGUCCUGAUUGUAGGAAAUGUUUUGGUCAGAAAUCAACUCUUGUUACUCAUCAAAGAACUCACUCCAAGAAGAAGCCAUUUUCAUGUUCAGAAUGUGGGAAAUGUUUCGGCUAUUAACCGGAUCUUGUUGAACAUCAAAGAACUCACAAGGGAUAGAAACUAUUUUCAUGUUCUGAAUGUGAGAAAUGUUUUAGU
This is a messenger RNA of Bufo bufo (common toad), 1035 nucleotides long. Its product is annotated as gastrula zinc finger protein XlCGF7.1-like. Gene Ontology annotation, molecular function: DNA-binding transcription factor activity; RNA polymerase II cis-regulatory region sequence-specific DNA binding. Bases 1 to 957 code for a protein of 318 amino acids. NCBI's taxonomy places the organism in Eukaryota, Metazoa, Chordata, Amphibia, Anura, Bufonidae. The record is from RefSeq and is a predicted model, not a curated record. Gene Ontology annotation, biological process: regulation of transcription by RNA polymerase II. The transcript is spliced from 3 exons.